Messenger RNA from Papaver somniferum (opium poppy), 5397 nucleotides. Its product is annotated as lysine-specific demethylase REF6-like. The record is from RefSeq and is a predicted model, not a curated record. Gene Ontology annotation, biological process: chromatin remodeling. Gene Ontology annotation, cellular component: nucleus. Gene Ontology annotation, molecular function: histone H3K4me/H3K4me2/H3K4me3 demethylase activity. Lineage: Eukaryota; Viridiplantae; Streptophyta; Magnoliopsida; Ranunculales; Papaveraceae.
UCCCCACUUGCCCUCAAUUUUCUCACCUCUCCCCUGUUUUUAUACAUUCAAAGAGUUGGAGAGAGGAGAGAAAGAGAGAUGAAAAACAGAGGUUAGAAACUGAAAACCCUAGAAAUUUCAAUCCCCUUUCUCUACUCACUCUUCGUUCAAUUCUUUUCACAGUUUCAUCGAUUUUGAUCUUUUAAUUCUUAACCAAAUGAAUAUUCAAGUAUAAUCCGUAGUAUCCCCUUUUCUUCAAUGGCAACAUCAUCAGUAGCAGCAGAGUCAGAGGUACCACUAUGGUUAAGAAACUUACCAUUAGCACCAGAGUAUCACCCAACUUUAGAAGAAUUCCAAGACCCAAUUUCAUAUAUACUAAAGAUUGAAAAAGAUGCAUCAAAAUAUGGAAUCUGUAAGAUCAUACCACCAAUAUCAUCUCCACCAAAGAAAACAGCAAUUACGCAACUCAAUCGUUCUUUAUCUGCAAGAAAUCCAAACUCAGUCUCUAAAACUCUACCUACAUUUACUACUAGACAUCAACAGAUCGGUUUCUGUCCUCGUAAACCACGGCCUGUACAGAAACCAGUAUGGCAGAGUGGAGAGGCUUACACUGUACAGCAAUUUGAAGCAAAGGCAAAGGCGUUCGAGAGGAGUUAUUUGAAGAAGAGUGCGAAGAAGAAGGUGUUUAGUGAACUGGAGAUUGAGGCUUUGUUUUGGAAAGCUAGUCGUGAUAAGCCAUUCACUGUGGAGUAUGCCAAUGAUAUGCCAGGGUCUGCAUUUGUACCGAUUAAUGAGAAGAAAUGGAGAGAAUCAGGGAUACCGACGACAGUUGGGGAGACUGUAUGGAAUAUGAGAGGUGUUUCAAGGCAUAAAGAAUCGUUGUUAAGGUUUAUGAAGGAAGAUAUACCGGGUGUUACUUCACCAAUGGUGUAUUUAGCAAUGUUGUUUAGUUGGUUCGCUUGGCAUGUAGAGGAUCAUGAUUUGCAUAGUUUGAAUUAUUUGCAUAUGGGUGCUGGAAAAACUUGGUAUGGAGUUCCUAAAGAUGCGGCAGUGGCAUUUGAGGAAGUGAUUCGAGUGCAUGGAUAUGGUGGAGAGGUUAAUCCGCUCGUCACUUUUGCUACCCGCGAGAGGACUACAGUGUUGUCUCCUGAAGUACUUAUUGGUGGGAUUCCUUGCUGCGGUGAUCUUUUUUUAACUGCUAACCUUGCUGGUGUCUUUGUUGUCACUUUCCCAAGAGCUUACCAUUCAGGAUUCAGCCAUGGUCAGAUUCAAUUUGGGGAGGCAGCAAAUAUUGCAACACCAGAAUGGUUGACAGUUGCAAACGAAGCUGCAAUUCGCAGGGCUUCUAUUAAUUGUCCACCAAUGGUGUCUCAUUUACAGCUUCUAUAUACACUAUCACUGUCAUUAUGUCCUAGUGUACCUAGGAACAUCAGCAGCGAUGAGCCACGCAGCUCCAGACUAAAAAAUAAGAAGAGGAGUGAAGGACAAACCAUGAUUAAAGAGUUAUUUGUGCAGAAUAUGAUACAGAAUAACAACCUAAUUCAUCUUCUUAUUGAACAAGGAGCUUCUUGUGUUCUUCUGCCACAAAGUUCUUUAGAAACAUUUGAAUGUUCAAAUUUAGGUGUUGGAUCCCAAGUUAAGGUAAAGCCGAGGUUGUCACUUGGUUUAUGCACCAACAAGGAAUCACUUGAAGCCUCAAAAACUUCUCUUUCCAAUAUGGACAGAAACAUGGGGGUCAGGCCUUAUAAUGGUGGUUCACUGAAAGGAAAAUCUAAUCUGGAAUUGGGAGGAAACAGGCUUUCAUCCUCAUCACUAAGCAGAAAUGGUUCAUAUGAAAAUACUAACUUGUUCACUCCCACUUCAGUCAUAGGGAACCCUAACAAAACAAGCACUUCACAGAGUCUAGGUAUAGAACAAGGACUUUUUACGUGUGUCACAUGCGGGGUAUUGACCUUUGGAUGUGCAGCUGUAAUUCAACCCAGUGAUGUUGCUGCUAGAUACUUACGUUCUGCUGACUGUGGUUUCUUUAAUGAGUGGGCAGUUGGUUCUGGAGAUAGAUACCCUGUUGCUGAGGAAGUAGACGAUACUCCUGAGGCUGACCACCCUUCAGGACAAACAGAGAAGAGUGACCAUGAUGGCCUACAUAAUGUAGACUUGGUUCCAGAAAGGGUAAAAUCAGCUUUAGAUACCGGAACCAACAAGGAUGUUACUUCUCUUGAUCUACUAGCUUUUGCAUAUGGGAACUCGUCAGAUUCCGAGGAUGAUAACGCAAAUGAUAGGGGAGACUGUUCACUAUUUCAUCAACAUAGCGAGUUCUUAUCCAACGGUUUCGGAUCCCAUUCCCUUGAGCAUGAUUCUGUAGAUGCAACAGUUGAGAGUAGCUCCUAUCUUUCACGGAGACAAGGUUAUGGGACUGACAGGUUUAUCAAAACUUAUCAACGAACCAAGGUUUCUGAUAGGAAGCAGAAACAGAGAAGUCAUGAUGCUGAUAUUAAAGGUGUAGAGGCUCCUCAUAUCUUCUCUGGGAAUAACACGCGGGAACUUGUGCACGGGGAAUCGAUUGGUGAUAAGGAUUCUUGUAGAAAUACAACAUUGACCGGAUAUGUUGAAUCCCAUCAGGGUGUUCUUUCAAAUAGUUCCACACGUCAUUGUUUGAGUGAACCAAGCAAGUCUACAAAUGCUGAGUUACCAUUGAAGAAUUCAAACAUGCAGAUUGUGCAAAGCUCUGAUGUGGACUCCACCAGAAAACAUAUAUUCUGCCUUGAACACGCUGUGGAGGUGGAAAACCAGCUGAGACCAAUCGGUGGAGUUCAUAUGCUGCUCAUUUGUAAUCCAGAGUAUUCCCAAAUUCAAGUUGAGGCAAAAUCACUGUCAGAGGAAAUGGGAGUAAAAAAACACUGGAAUGCCAUUCCGUUCAUUGAGGCCAGCAAAGAUGAUAUAGAGAGAACCCAAUCAGCUCUGUAUGACGAGGAAGCUAUUGCUGGUAAUGGGGAUUGGUCUGUAAAGCUGGGUGUCAAUCUCUACUAUAGCGUCAGUCUUAGCCAGUCGCCUAUAUAUAGUAAGCAAAUGCCUUACAAUCCAGUCAUCUAUAAGGCAUUUGGCCGCAGUUCUCCAGCGUUUAACUCCCCAACAGACCCUGAGUUUUCUACAAAGGGAUCUGGUAAGCAGAAGAAAAUAUUUGUUGCAGGUAGGUGGUGUGGGAAGGUGUGGAUGUCAAACCAGGUUCAUCCCUACCUUGUUGAUAGGCAGACCCAAGAAGAUUACCCCAUGACUUUUCACAGUCAUACAGUGCGUGAGUUUAAGCUCGAGGGAACACCUAACAUGGCCCACUUGACUGAGCAACUACUGGUUCCGAAGAAGAAUUCUUCACCGCAUGCAAGGACACCUGCUAUUGUAAAUAGAAAGCCUACACGGAAGAGGAAAAAUACAUCGGAAAAGCCUGCAACUAAGAGACAUCAGAGCUCCCAGCUGGACAACAGGCUGGUUGAGGCUGAAGUCGAGAUUGAGGAGGAAGAUGAACCUGCAGCAGAAGAGUUGUCCCCUGAAAGUGACUCCCCUCCUCUACGGGAGAGGCUACUCAGAAGUGGUGGUCGAACAAAACGUGAGGCUGCACGCCACCUCAGUAGUACCUUAAGGGGUGGUCGACAUUAUAGCUCAAAUAUGUAUAUAAAAGACCACAUUGACGAUGAAGAUGAAGUUGCAGCAGAAGAGUCGUCCCCUGAGAGUGAUUACCCUCUUCUCCAGGAGAGGCUACUCAGAAAUGGUGGUCGAAUGAAAGAUGACACUGAAGAUGAGGAUGAAGAUGAAGAUGAAGCUACAGCAAUAGAGUUCUCCCCUGAAAGUGAUCUCCCUCUUCUACCAGAGAGGCCACACAGAAGUGGUGGCCGAAUGAAACAUGAGACUCCACGCCAUCUCAGUAGUACCUUAAGGGGUGAUCGACGAUAUGAUUCAAAUAUGAGUACAAAAGAUGAAAUUGAAGGUGGAUACAGCUCACGGCUUGGAAGGACGCCACGGAAGCGUUUUGUUGCUGAAGAAGAGGAAGAAGAAGAGGAGGAGUUGGUGGUGGUGGAGGAGGAGGAGGAAGAAGAAGAAAACAAUGUACCCAGUGCACGACCUAGAAGAACAACGUCAUGGAAGCAUGUUGUUGCUGAAGAAGAGGAAGAGGAGGAGGAAGAAGAAGAAGAAGAAGAAGAAGAAGAAGAAGAAGAAGAAGAAGAAGAAGAAGAAGAAGAAGAAGAAGAAGAAGAAGAAGAAGAAGAAGAAGAAGAAGAAAACAAUAUACCCAGUGCACAGCCUAGAAGAAGAGCACCGUGGAGGUCUGUUAUUGCUGAAGAGGAAGAGGAGGAGGAAGAGGAAGAAGAAGAAGAAGAAGAAGAAGAAGAAGACAAUACACCCAGCAAACGGCUUAGAGGAAAAACAUCAUGGAGGCCUGUUGUUGCUGAAGAGGAGGAGGAGGAAGAAUACAAUAUACCCAGCAAACGGCCUCGAAGAAGAACAUCUUGGAAGCCUGUUAUUGCUGAAGAAGAGGAAGAAGACGACAAUUUAGUGGUGGUCAGAGGGAAAGGGAAAAGGAGGGUGAAAGGGAAAGUGAAGAUAGAGGAAGAGAAGCAACCCAUGAGGAGAGCUAGAAAAGUUUCUUAUGCUAGUAGUAGGAACAAACUACCCUUGGAAGAUGCAGAAGGAGAGUACCACUGUAAUGUUGAAGGAUGCACUAUGGGAUUCAGCUCAAAGCAAGAACUCUCGUUGCAUAAGAAGAAUAUGUGUUCUGUGAAGGGGUGUGGGAAAAGCUUCUUCUCUCACAAAUACCUCAUGCAGCAUAGAAGAGUCCACUCCGACGAUCGUCCACUCAAAUGUCCAGUUAGAGGGUGCAUGAUGACGUUUAAGUGGCCGUGGUCUCGUACUGAACACAUUCGGGUACACACAGGUGACAGACCUUACCAGUGUCGUGACUGUAAUCAGUCGUUCAGGUUUGUAUCAGAUUUUAGCCGUCACAAACGAAAGACGGGUCAUUCAGUGAAGAAGGGAAGAGGAGGAAAGAAAUAGCUGGAAUUGGAGAGAAAGAAUGGAUGGCUGUAAAGUAAAAUGUAAAGCUCCGGAAGAUGGAAACACAGAUUGGCUAUCAUUGCACGCCACUAGCAUCUGAUAAAGUCGCAUAUUAACUAAGCGUUGAUUUAUACCUAGUAAAGCUUUUCCUUUGGCCAAUAGCUCUACAUGAGCUUUGGGUGCCUAAAGUAUGAGUUUCUAGAUGAAACUGUUCAUUUCCAUUGAUAGAAGGAUAGGACUGGAUUGUAUUCUUCUUUUAUUUUAAAAAGCCGUUGUAUCUGUUUUUUCAUGGACCUAUAUUUGGAUCCAUACGAUUAACAUUUAAACACCAGAUCAAUUGCUUGCGACUUGGAAACAGAUUUAUCUUUCACUACA